This is a messenger RNA of Myxozyma melibiosi, 1712 nucleotides long. RefSeq names its product mitochondrial carrier domain-containing protein. Bases 132 to 1643 code for a protein of 503 amino acids. Gene Ontology annotation, biological process: ADP transport; ATP transport; transmembrane transport. The transcript is spliced from 7 exons. NCBI's taxonomy places the organism in Eukaryota, Fungi, Ascomycota, Lipomycetes, Lipomycetales, Lipomycetaceae. Gene Ontology annotation, molecular function: ATP transmembrane transporter activity; calcium ion binding. The record is from RefSeq and is a predicted model, not a curated record.
UUGGACCCUGUGCGCGCGACGUAUGAGUACAUAGACCGCGUCGAUCGUGACAGGCACCUCUUAGAUAUGUGUUCAACUGACUUCCGACAUACACAAAUAUAAUCUCAAAGUGAAGUCACUUCGUCAGAGAUAUGGCCGUACAUUCUCGGUUUAACGACCCAGAAUCAAGAGCUGCACGGGAACAGCAUAUCCACGAGCUCUUCCAGCAGCUCGAUACACAAAACAAGGGUUAUCUCGAUAAAGAAUCGCUAAGUGAAGGCUUUCGUCAAUUGAAUCAUCCUCUGCAGAAUGCGAUUGGAAUCACAAACGAAGUCAUAACGCUCGUCGACCAGAGCGGGGACGGUACUAUACAGUAUCCCGAGUUCUUGCAGUUUGUGGAAAGAACAGAAGAUCAUCUAUGGGCCCUCUUCCAAAGCGUCGACAAAGAUCACAACGGCCGUCUAGACAGAGCAGAUGUAGCCGCCGCUCUUCAAAGCUCAGGCCUUUCAGUCUCCGCCGACCGGUUAGAUCAGUUCUUCAAGUCAAUGGAUCAAAAUAAUGACAACGCAAUUACGUACAAUGAAUGGCGCGACUUUCUCCUGUUCAUCCCGGUCGACAAUAUCAGUAUCCGCGCGGCCUACCGGUAUUUUAUCGAUAGUUAUCCGAUUACUUCAGAUGGCGACGUAUUUCUGAGCGACGAAACGCUGAGUGGCAUAGGAUAUUUCCUUGCAGGCGGUGUAGCGGGCGCCAUCUCGCGAACGGCGACGGCACCUUUUGACAGAUUGAAAGUGUAUCUUAUAGCUCAAACGGGCCAAGCUCCCCUAGCUACAAAAGUAGCAGCUCAGGGCGUCGCAGCCGAGAUAGCAUCGAAAGCGGUUCCGAAAAAUGCUCUGGCAGAAGCUGUUCGCACUCUAUGGCGACACGGUGGCAUUCCAAACUUUUUUGUCGGAAACGGGCUGAAUAUUGUGAAGGUUUUCCCAGAAUCGGCGAUAAAGUUUGGAUCAUUUGAAGCGUCAAAAAGAUUGUUUGCCGAGCUUGAAGGUACGACAGUUAAUAAUAUGUCUGGAAUAUCUUCAUUCAUAGCUGGCGGUAUUGGUGGCGCGGUUUCGCAGUUUGCAGUCUACCCUCUAGACACUCUUAAGUUCCGUGUGCAAUGCGAAGCGGAAUCGAGUGACUUGCGAGGCAACAAACUGAUGGUAAAGACAGCCAAAGAUAUGUGGCGAUCCGGCGGCUUGCUGGGAUACUAUAGAGGCAUCAUUCUCGGAAUCGGUGGCAUUUUCCCAUACGCGGCGCUCGACCUCGGCACAUUCGAAGCUAUGAAGAGGGCCUAUAUAAAAACUACGGCGAAGAAGGAAGGAAUUGAUGAGGAGAAUGUGAAGAUAAGUAAUCUGGCGGUUCUUACGAUGGGUGCGCUUAGUGGAAGUGUGGGUGCUUCUGUCGUGUACCCUAUCAAUCUGCUACGGACACGACUGCAGGCGCAGGGAACAGCUGCGCACCCUCAAACAUAUACAGGAAUGAGAGACGUCCUUCAAAAAACGAUUCGAAAUGAGGGUUACCACGCUUUGUUCCGGGGUCUAGUGCCAAACUUGCUGAAAGUUGCUCCGGCGGUCAGCAUCAGCUACCUGGUAUAUGAGAACUGUAAAGCAUUGUUUGGAUUGAAAUGAUAGGUUGGCUUGGGUUUCAUUGUGCGUGCCGUUUGUCGUUGGUUUUCUGUAAUCGAUAGACGGAAGGAA